This is a messenger RNA of Lymnaea stagnalis (great pond snail), 15575 nucleotides long. The record is from the annotation of a GenBank genome assembly. Lineage: Eukaryota; Metazoa; Mollusca; Gastropoda; Lymnaeidae.
UGUCCCCAAUGUGGAAAUGCUAUCUUUAGUUCCUGAAUUUUGUAGAGAAGAUUGUAAACACGGCCAUAAUUUCUUAUUGCAUUUUUAAAAAUUGUUUAAAUAAUUUAGCUAUCACAGUGCCUUUUAAAUAUUAAUUUGAAAAUGAAUCGUCUAUUUGGAAGAGGAAAGCCUAAAGAACCACCUCCUAAUCUCAAUGAUUGUAUUUCAAAUGUAAGUUUUUAAUAGGAAAAUUAAAAUAAUAUGUGGAAUGAUGGAAUGUUUGUAACGUAAAAAAAAAUGUUAGUCACAGUUAGUAGGUUAGGUAGGCGAGAGGGUAAUAGCAAGGUGAAAUAAAAUCACUCACUCUAAUUGAUGAGUAUGAGUCCUGAAAUAGCAUAUUAUAAUUUUUUUCAAUAGUUUUGUACAGUUAUUUUUAAGCCUAUUUUUAAAUUAAGAAUUAACUUUUUUCAAUAUCAUUAUGUAUAGUAUCAUAUAGUAUCAUAUAGGUAGUUCGGUGAGAUUCGGGAAGUGCCGAAAACCGGGUAUCGUGAUUUCGUUGUCAAAAUGGCGACCUCCACUUUUUAAUUUACCGAGAGUCACGUUGUUUACGACUUUUUAACUAUAUAUAGCCCAGCAUGUUAAUUCUAUUUCCGCCCACAACUUAUAGUAGACAUGUUGUGUUAUGAUUAGACACUUGAGUCCCCCCAAAAAUUUUGGGGCUUCACUUUGAAAAUUGAAGGUAAAAUAACGCAAUUUUUACUCAUUCAUAUUUUUUUUGUGGAAAAGGACCUUUCAUAGAAUUUCAAGGACUUUAUAAAUAAUGGCAUUAACUACAACAUAUCCAAGACCUGUUAAUUUAGGACCAUCAGUUUGGUCAGAAAUUUCAUGGGAAAUUUUAGUCACGUGUGUCCCAAAAUUACCUAUUAUCGUUAAUAUUCGUUGCUAUGGUAAAUAACCUGAUUUACUCUGGAAAUCCAGACUAUUACCCCCUAAUAACUUAUUUAGAAAUAAAAAUAAAAUAAUUAAUAAAACAAACACAUAUUUUUAAUAUGAUUUGAUGCUUUUAUUGAGGGAUAUUAGGUUAAAAAAGCCUAAUUAAUUACAAUUAAUAGUUAACUAUUAGUUUUAUAUACUGUUGUUAUAUGUAUACUAUUAACUAUAUAUAUACAUAUAAUAUAUAUACAUAUAUAAUUAUAUAUAUGUGUGUAUGUAUAUAUAGAGGCCUAGAAUAGUAUUACUAUUAUAAGUGUAGGCCUAUCCACCUCCCCCCCCCCCAAUAGUUUUUUGUAGGACCCAUUAUUCAUAUGUAAUGAUAUAUAUGGUGAUUCUUAAGGCAUAAAUUAAGUAAAAGUGUACAAAAAAUAUUCACUUACCUUUGGUAUUGAAAUAUCCUAUAUUAUAUUUAAUCACAUAUCACACUAUUCCAAAAGAGAAUUAUCAGUAUUCUCAAAGAAAAAAACACACUUUCUACCACAAAAAUCCAAGAAUUACAUGAGAUAUUACUAAAAUUUAAUAAUAAAACAUUGUAAUUACCUCAAGCAAAUAACUAGAACUUAUUUAAAAUUCUAUCAACAGCUAAAGUUGAUUCUAAUAAUAAAUGUUGAUCUGUGAAACAACUGUACUAACUUAAAAUAAAUGACAUACUAUUUUUUGUCAUAUUCACACAUUCAUAUGGUAUGGGACUAAAAUACAUUAUAUAGAAAAUGGUAAAAUAAAAAGUUUAAUUGUCAAUUUUAACUUAUUGAAACAAAUAAUCCCUUUAUUAUUAGUAUAUACUUAUAAAUUUUAAACAAUUCCACAGAAAAUUUGAAAUUAAUAUCUUAAGAAUAUUUUAUUAUUAUUAUGAAUUUUGGGAAAUUGAAAAAAAAUAUUUAUACAUAAUUAAUUAAUUAAUUACGAAUAAGUGACGAGUCAGCAUAUUUUAUAUAUUUUUAAUAGGAAAAUAAUAAAGAUUUUUAAAAUAAUUUUUGCGGAAUAUUAACAAAAACUAACUUAUAUUUUGUGGUUUUAUUUAGAAGUACUCUAAUUAAAAUAUGUUCCCUGUAAAUAUUAUAUUUUUGUGUCAUUUUAUAAUAAAGUUAUAGGCCUUAAAAAAAAAUCAAAAUGAGGGUCACGAGAUGUGGAGGAAAAUCCCAUAGUAAAAAAGGGCCUUUGAGGUCCCUACUAAAAAAUUCAUAACUUUUGAACCACUUGAGCUAGAAAGUUGAUCUUGGUGUUUUUGUAAUCUAUUCUCCAGGCUCUAUACAGCUGUAGUGUUUUUAUAUUUUUAAAAAUGUUUUGAAAUUUUAAUCAAAGUGCCUAUAUCAUAUAGGCCUAGUAUAGGCUGCCAUGGGCAUGGACGGGGACGGGAUGGUCUAGGUCUACAAUUUUUAUCAAAUAAACUAGGCACUUUGGUAUCGCCCGGAAGCACUAGAAAAUGGGUAUCAUAAUUCCGUUGUCAAAAUGGUGGCAUUCACUCAUUCACUUUUUAAUUUACCGAGGGUAUUCUUGGCUACCUUUUUGUCUUUUACAGUCGAUUUUUAGCUUAAUAAUAAUAAUAAAACUGAUGACAAAUAACACCAUAGGCAUCACCACUGAAAUUAAGGUCGGGGAGGAAAGACUAGAGGCUGUAGGCCGCUUCAAAUACCUAGGAGCAAUAGUCUCAGACGAAGGCUCCAAGCCCGAACUGAUUUCCAGGAUUGCGCAGACUACAACAGCACUAAAGAGGCUCAAGAAAAUAUGGAAUGACAAAAAUAUAGCCCCCAGCACCAAAAUCAGGCUGAUGCGCUCAUUAGUCCUCUCCAUUUUCCUGUAUGCCUGCAAAUCCUGGACAUUAACAGCCGAUCUUGAAAGGAAAAUAAAGGCGAUGGAGAUGAGAUGCUUCAGAAGCAUUUUUGGCAUCUGCUAUAGGGACCAUAUCUCCAAUGAUACGGUGAAAGAAAGGGUUCGUCAGGCAAUUGGGGAGUACGAUGACCUACUGGUGACUGUGAAAAAAUGCAAACUACAAUGGUACGGCCACGUAACAAGGAAACAAGGGCUUGCCAAAGAAAUAUUGCAGGGCAUCACAAGAGGAGGGAGAAGAAGAGGAAGACAAACAAAAAGGUGGGAGGAUAACAUCAAAGAGUGGACAGGACUAACACUGGGCGAUGCAGUGCGUAGUGCUGAAGACAGAGAUGAAUGGAGGAGGAAAGUUCACAUGUCAUCUGUGGCCCCCCAACGGUCCAAGGACUAAGGGACUUGAUGAUGAUGAUGAUGAUGCUGAUGAAUAAAUUCUUCAUCUUAAUUACUUCAAGCCAACAUCUUGCUUGUUCUAUUGAAAAUUCAUAUGAUUUUUUUUUUGUGAGGUUAAAGCUUUGAAAAUUGAAAUUGAAAAUAUGUAAACUUCACUGAUCAAUAACUUUUUUUAAAAGUGCUGAUUUAUAAAAAAAAAAAAGGCUGAUUAAAUUUGUACGGUUAUUUAUAACAUAUCCAAAAUUCAUUAGUAUUGACCGUAUGAAGGCAUCAAAAACAAAAAUCAAAGAGGUCACAUUUUAAGGCUAUGUAAUUUGUCAUCAUGGCCACCAUGCUUAUCUGCAUAUAACCAAUUAUCGAUAGCUACCAUAGGGUAAUUAAUCAUUCAUUAAAUUUGUUGUCCAGAAUAUAAAUGGGAAAUGUAACUAAUAAUACAUUAUUUUAUAUAAAUAAAAAAAAAAUUUUUAUAACAUAAAUAAUUAUUAUUGGCUUAUAUCAGUUUUUUUUUUUAAUAACAAAUAUUUAUUAUUGGCUUAGAUCAGUUGCCAGCAAACUCAUUAGUCAAAAGAGCCAAAAAUCAGCAGCAGGACGAUUAACAAAAUGCGAAAGUACGCCUUCCGUAAGUCUCAAGGCGAACUAGUGGUAUCGAGAGUUUUCCACUAUCGGAUGAGCGGAGUUGUCUAGUGGGUACAUAAGGCGUCGUGAGCGCUUUGAGAUAGGUCAGUGCCAGGUCAUGCAAGCAGCGGUAGCACAGAGUUGCAAUUUUGUACUCAAUGCGAGCACGAACCGGCAGCUAAUGCAGUUCUCUCAUAAGUGUUUUAGCAUGGUCGAAUUUGCGUUUGCGAAGAACAAUGUGAGCUGCAUUAUUCUGUGCUUUUUGAAUUUUAUCCAGGAGCGUAGCAUUGAAGACCCACCAUGAGAGCAUUGCAGUAGUCCAUGCGUGAAAGCAUGAAUGCAGACAUCAGCCUCUUUGUUGCAUCAAUUGUUAGGAAGGGCCUGAUGUGACUAAUCCUGCGCAGGGUGUUCUUCACUGCACCUGAGGGCCGAGACAUCACAUCUGAAGGCCACUAGAUCUAUCUUUCGGAGGUCAGGGGAUGUGACUGUGCGCAGAAGGCGCCCUGGCUUCCUCAAGUCAAAGCCAAAGAUUACUGGGAAAUGAUCAGAGAUCAGUUUGUCCACAAUAAUAAGAUUGCGAAUCAUAGUUGCACUGUCCUCUCUGACAACUAGCCAAUCUAGGAUGUGACCCCGAAUCUGUGUCGGGACACUGACAAGCUGAGUCAUUCUGUGUGUGUCAAGAGCUGAUUUUAGGGUCUUCACAUAGCUGUCGGUGGUUGAAUUAGAAUGGCACUUUGUGUCGCCUAUUAUUAUAACGUUGUUGUUGUUGUUGGAGGCGUACAUGUCCAGGAGCUGUAGAAACUCUCAGUAAACUGAGAGAUCUUCAACUUAUUUUGCUUAUUUGGAGGUGGCCUUUAUAUGCAGAAAAAGGUCAUCACUUGGUCACCAUAAUUAAGUUGCAUCUUGCACAUCUCAAAUGAAAUAAACUCGUCCGAUUUUGAGAACGCGACACUAUUCUUGAGGGAGCUCCUGUAAAGGACAGCAAUAUCACCGCCACUGCGCGACUGCCUUGAGCAAGAGUGAAGGACGUAGUCCGGCGGUGGAAUUUCUUGCAUCUUGACCUCAUUUCCAACAUAAUUAAACAACGUCUCGGUAAUGAACACAAGUUCGGCCUUGCUCUCUAGAACAAGAUCAGACACCUCAGGUAUCAUAUCCUGCAUGACUGGGAGUUGAAAUACCCUGAAAUGCCGUGAUUGCGGCUUCACAACAGGAUGGCAGUCAACAACAACUAGAUUUGAUCUCGUCACGCCCUCCUUCUUCUUCUUAUAUUUGAGGUGCCCACGAUCAAUUUGUUGAUCAUUCUGGCUCCUGGUUUUAAAUUCAGAGUUUGCCUUCUCUUAGACAGGUUGCCGUCCAAGGCUAACGAGUCCCAUCCACCCGGGUUGCUUGGGAUGGCUUUGGUGGGGAUUGAACUCCAGACCACCAGCUAUUUCGUUUGAGACAGUUUAGACCACUAGGCCACCCAGCUACCUGUCGAGGCAGUGUGAAAUCAUGAGCCGCCGGAUUGACACGUAGGGAAUGGUCGCAAUGGAUGACACAGUAGGUGCUUGAUUUCCGAUGUCCACCUCGUUACUGGAAGCUUCAUCAAAAUGCUCUACGUGACGCUCCCCAACAGCAAUAAUAUUGAUGCGGCUGUAUUUCAGUGGGGGCUAUUUCCGAAGACCAGCACGAUAAAGACGCUUCUUCUUUCAACGUGUGCCCAUUUUCCACCACCACGAUGGGUACACUAUAUAUAUAGUGCUUAUAGGCCUAGUAUCAACAUAGUAAAAUACAUAGUAUACUAUAAUAUAGCAUAGGCCUAGUCCCAACCCAACUUAUUAUUUGUAGUGCCUAUUAUAAUAAAUUACAUGUAAUGAUAUUUUAGGCUAAGUGAUCUUAUUUCAAUGAAUAUUAUGACAUGAAAUAAGUACAAAAUAUAAAACAUACCUUUGGUAUUGAAAUAGCCAAUUUUUAUCAUUUAUCACAAUGUUCCACAAGAUAAUUAUUAUAUAAUCCUCAGUAUUCUCAAAGGAAAAACACACUUUCUGACACAGUACAGUCAUAAAAACUUGUACUUACCUCAAGCAAAUGACUAUAAAUUAUUUUAAUUUCUCUCAACUUUUACAGUUGUUUCUAACAAUACAUUUUAAUUUGUGAAACAAGAUUACAACUUAAAAUAAAUGACAAACUAAUUUUUUUGGUCAUAUUCUUAUGGGACUAAUAUACUUUGAUAGAAAUUGGUAAAAUAAAAACUAAAAUCCUCAAUUUUAACUAAAUGAAUCAAUUAAUCCCUGUAUUAUUUGUUUAUACAGUGGAACCCACUUAUCCAAAUUCUCUGUUUGUCUUAGCAUUUUCUCAUUGGUUUGGUUGAUUUUUUUAUGUCGCCGAACCGUGAUAUCGCAAGCACAAAAGGCAGCCAAAUUUGCCACUUAACCUCUGUUAUCUUGAUCCCCAAUGACCAAUCGCCGGCUUUUGAAAAUUAUAUACAACAGAAAUGUGCCUACUUCAAACUGCAGUAAUUGAAAUAAAAUGACAAUAUCGUUGUCUGCGUAAUUAACUUGACACAGCAAGAAGUGAGGAGCUAGAGACUUGCAAACAAAAGAGAGUGGCGAGGUCUAUUUAUUUGUUCUAUUUAUAGUGAACCUGCUUGUUGUUAAUAUAGGCUUUCACACGUUCUUACAUGUUGAUUUUUUUUUAAAACCCAGAAUCCCUAUUUGAAUAAACUGAACUGGCAAAUUCGGAGCAAGAAAAAAUAAAAACGCGCGAAUCCGGAGCUGAAAAAUAUUUAGCCUCACGAAUCCGGAAUUCUGGGAUAAGUGGCACCCCACAUAUGCCUUGUGUUGUUAGCAAACAUGUAUGUACGUUUUUAUAUCACGCCGAUCGCUUCAUAAAACAAAUCACGGUAACGCUGUUGUGUAAAAAAAACAACUCCAAAAACAUGUGCAUGUACAUUCUCAUUUAUAAAAGCACAUUAUGUACAUAAAAAAAUUUCAAGCACAGGUUAAUAAAUAGCCGUCAUAUUGAUCUCAGCGCUUUAUGGCAAACCCAGAAGCUGGCGCCAUAACCGGGUUCGACUUUACUUAUAAAUGUUAAAGAAUUUUACAGAAAAUUUGAAAUUAAUAUCUAAAGCAGGGGUCUCAAAUCAUUGGGAGGCCGCUGGAGGUAGAGUCUGAGUGAGACUGGGCUGCAUCAUGUAUUCCACAAAAAAGCGAUUACAAAUUCAUUAAAGUAUAACUGUUAUAAUCUGCUCAACCUUUAUUAAUUACAAAUAAAAACAUUAAGGGUUUCCAAGAACUAGGCUUCACUUACUUCCUCCAACUCAUUGUUGCCAGAGACCUGGCAGCAGUUCUUCUUACACAGCUGAGCAACUUUGGCUUGAGUGAGGAAGCAACUGAGACCCACAGUGUAGCUUGAAGAUGCUCAUCAGUGAGUGCUGGUCCUGAAUUUUGACUUGUUAAAGUUCAUAUUGAAAAAGAGCUUUUCACACAGACAGGUACUCCAAAAUAUUCAGAUUAUCCGCUUGAAUAACCUGGAAAUCUCAGGGAAGGUGGAGGGCAAUGCUCUUGCAAAAUCUCCAUGCUUGUUUGUUUUUCCUUCACCUCCCUGAACAUAGAAUUGCACUGAAGAUCAAUUAGCUCCAUUUGAAGCACACACAAAAGUAGUGGGGAGCAUCUUCCACAUUGAAGGUCAAAGGGUCAGAAAAAAUUUGAAAAGUGGCUUUGUGUGUUUUGGAGUCUGCAAACCUGUUGUGAUCAAAUUCUUCCUGUAGCUUUGCAAUGUCAUCAGUAUACUUACCACUGAAUGCUGUGCCCGAGUCCAUGAGUACUUUGCACGUUGGGAAAUCGCAGAGGUUUCUCUAAUAGCCAUAACACAAGUUUUGUGCAGAAUGCCGUGACAUUGUCAUAGGCAACACUGACAAGCUACCCCUGGUCUUGCAACUUGUUGUUGAGUAAUUUCAGCUCCUGUGUAAUUUCAACAAGAAAAGCAAAGUUCAUGAGCCAUUUGGGAUCACUUAGUACAGGAACAACCACCCCAUCCUUUUCCAUGAAGGCUUUAAAUGCUAAAACCUAUUCAAACAUUAGGCAUGAACAGGAAAUAUUUAUGAAUGAUUGAUGCGAAGAAGAAGCUAUUGUAGGGAGAAUGAAAUUUGAUUUCUUUUUAUCGUAGAAAGGUCUUUUUGACUAACCUUAUUUUGAAAGCGACCAAGCUGACAGGCUCUGAAUUUCCCUCACUCGUAAGCCCUAGUGGCAAUUUUAAUAGGGAUUCUUUGAUACUGUGUCAGAUUGCUACGAUUUAUACCCUUAUGGUAUGCAUUACCCACUAACUGACUUUUUAAACUUUUUCUCAAAACUGCACUUUGGCCAUGUUUGUCUCAUAAAAUGCUAUAAAAUAAAAACGUGCAAUUUUAAAAUGUUUUUUUACCAUUAAAAUAAACGUCUAAACCUAUACAAACAUUAUAAAAUCAAGAUUACACUAGUCAAGAUUCGACUGAAACCUUCGUGGAGGGUCACAUUAUAGAUAUGAGAAUGGGGAAAACGCGUGGGCCGCAUUAACAAUAAACUUUGCUGUCAUGUAGUGGGCCGUAAAAUAUCGUCAUGCAGGCCGCAAAUUGCCCACAGGCUGCAAGUUUGAGACCCCUGAUCUAAAGAUUAUUAUUAUUAUUAUUUUGGGGAAAUUUUUAAAAAUAUAAUUAAUUAAAUACAAAUAAGUGUCGAGUCAGCAUAUUUUAUAAAAUUUUUUAUAAAAAAAAUUAAAAAAAUUACAGGAUGGUGGUGGGGGGGGGGAAUAUUAACAAUAUAUAAAUGUAAAAUUUAUGGGUUUAUUUAGUAAAACUCAUAUAUAACUAUAUUCCCUUUAAUUAUUACAUUUUUAUCUCAUUUUAUAAUAAAGUUAUAGGCGUAAAAGCAAAAGCCAAAUACAGGCCACAAAAUGUGGAGGAAAACCCUAUUUUAAAAAGUGGUCUUGUGGUCCUUGCUAAAAAUUUCAUACUUUAGAACCAUUUGAGCUAGAAAAAUUAUCUUUGUGUUUUUGUAAUCCAUUCUCUUGACUCUAUACAGCUGUUGUAUUUUUGUAUUUUAAAAAAUGUUUUGAAAUUUUUGCCAUAGUGCCUAAAUCAACUGUCUUUCUCAGUAUCUGUACCAAAAUGUAUCACAUCUGGCUGAUCUGGUCAUCAAUCAUAGUCAUAUCAGUCAGACUUCAAGUUUCAUGGCACAUAUAAAACUGAUUUAUUUUUAAAUAUGUCAAAAUUCUUAGAUUGACAGUAGGGGAGAGUCCAUGGAUAAGAAAAUAGCAAGGCUUGAUGCAGAUUUGAAAAAAUACAAAGACCAGAUGAAAAAGAUGCGAGAAGGACCUGCGAAGGUAAGUUACAGUUUUACCAAUUCAAUUUUCAAGUAUAAUUAUUAUUUUUGGUUAAUAUACGCACCACUUUGAGCUUCUGUGUAGGAUUCUCUCCCUUUUGUUAAUUUUUCAAUUGUUACUAGAGUUAACUUUUCUUUAAUACAAUGAUGUAAUGUUUUAAAUUAUAAUUUCACUGGGCCUCGGUGGUUAAUUAUAAUAUUUAAGUUUACCGACAUUUUGGAAAAUAACUUGAAAUAAAGUGUCUGAAAGUGUAUUCUACGAAACUGUAAGUUGGGUUUUCAUUAUUUUAAAAUUAUUUUGUAUUGUUUUUCUUCACCCUUACACUGUUCUUAUCACAGUGUGUAAUUGUAGCACAUGUGUUUUAGUUGAGGGAAGGGAGCAUCUACCGGUUGAAAUUACUCCAGGAAGGGGAGUGACAGCAGGUCGUUGAUACUUUUUGCUGCAUAUCUAGAGGGAUACAAUAAGGGAGUGACAGCAGGUCGUUGAUACACUUUUUGCAGCAUAUCUAGAGGGAUACAAUAAGGGAGUGACAGCAGGACGUUGAUACUUGUUGCUGCAUAUCUAGAGGGAUACAAUAAAUUUGCUAUGUUCACCACAAAAUUAAUAUCCUCAUCCUCAUGUCCCCUAGUCCUUGGACCGUUGGGGCGCCACGGAUGACAUGUGAACCAUCCUCCUCCAUUCCUCUCUGUCUUCAGCACUACGCACUGCAUCGCCAAGUGUUAGUCCUGUCCACUCUUUGAUGUUAUCCUCCCAUCUUUUUCUUUGUCUUCCUCUUCUUCUCCCUCCUCUUGUGGUGCCCAGAAAUAUUUCUUUGGCAAGCCCUUCUUUCCUUGUUACGUGGCCGUACCAUUGUAAUUUGUGUUUUUUCACAGUCACCAGUAGGUCAUCGUACUCCCCAAUUGCCUGACGAACCCUUUCUUUCACUGUCUCAUUGGAGAUAUGGUCCCUAUAGCAGAUGCCAAAAAUGCUUCUGAAGCAUCUCAUCUCCAUCGCCUUUAUUUUACUUUCAAGAUGGGCUGUUAAUGUCUAGGAUUUGCAGGCAUACAGGAAAAUGGAGAGGACUAAUGAACGCAUCAGCCUGAUUUUGGUGCUGGGGGCUAUAUUUUUGUAAUUCCAUAUUUUCUUGAGCUUUUUAAGUGCUGUUGUAUUAAUGUACCGGCUGAAAUUAUUUAAUUGAAGAUUAACAUUUUGUUCCUAUUUUCGUUUCUAUCUGUAAUUAGCUAAAACAGCUCAUUCUCUCACUUCCCCCUCCCGAUUUUAGCAAACUUGUGUUUGCACUACUUUAUUUUUUAUAUAGCCCCCCAUCUUGAUUGCAAUGACCAAUGAUAUCAUGGGUCAUGGCAACCAAGAUGGGAACCGUUGAAAAUAAGUUGUGCAGAUUGCGUAAAUUUACCUUUUUUAACACCUUCGGUAAUAUAUUUACAUUUUAGAUAAUUCAACUCUAAUUAAAUAUGAACAUUACUUUUUCCAGAAUCAAGUUAAGCAGAAAGCAAUGCGAGUCUUGAAACAGAAACGAAUGUAAGUAGCACAUGUUUAAGAGAAAGGUGAUACAUUUUUUCCAUUACCAUAACAUUUUCAUUGCAUGUUUUACAAGUCUAAAGAGAUAUGUAUCAACAAAUAGGGGAUUAUUUUUUUGUAGAUGACACAUUACUUUUAUUAUCCCAGGUAUGAAAAUCAACGUGAACAGCUGGGUCAGCAAUCCUUUAACUUGGAACAACAGAAUUACGCAAUUCAGAGUUUAAAAGACACAAAAACAACGGUAAACAACAUUAUAAUAAUUACACAUUUUAAAAAAGAAAUGCGAUUUUUGUACAAUUUAUGAAUCCAACUGCAAUAAGAAGUCACAUGAAAUCAUUAAUUGUGAAUUGAGAACUGAUAUUUCAUUAUCUUGAUCUGGCCAAUAAUCCAAAGAUCUAUACAUUGCCUUUAAAGGGAAGUUCAAGUGAUAAUCUUUUGCCUGCACACAGGACACAUCCAACUAAAGUCACUGGACAAAUCCACGUAAACUUACUGGACACAUAAAACUAAACUCACACCUUAACAACAUAAACCAGAAGGAACACCAACUUGCCCACUUAUCAAAUAUCCAAAUGAGAUAGUACCACCAUCACCUCUAUGGCCUCAGACAGAAGGGCGGUUGGAUCAGGAUGGUGACGAAGAUGAAGUAUUUUCUUUGUAGUCUGGGACAGUACUGGGUGACAAGCCAUAUUGGNGGGGGGGGGGGGGGGGGGGGGGGGGGUUGUGUGUGUGGAUGUUAAACCCAAUAAAAAUGCAAAUUUAAGUAGCUUUCAUAACAUACCACAGUUAAAUAAAUGAUCAAAGUGACUCCAGAAUAGCAUGUAACCAGUCCAGGGUGCCACCAGAGCAGGGUGCCACCAGAUCAGGCUGCUACCAUAGCAGGAUACCAACAAAAGAGACAAAUUGAAGUAGUAGGUUGCAAAAAGAACAGUUUUUAACGGAACAGGCUUAUACCAGAGCAGAGUUGGGAAUCUAUUCCAAUCCUCUCAUUAAGCCUAAAAUUAAUUAUCCCAAACUCGAUUAAUAAGGCACAAACAAUAUGUGUAAAUAAAGCAUUAUGUGUAAAGCUUUGAUUAUGAUCAGACAAAAUACUAAUUCAAACAUUUCGGCAAAUGCCUUCAUCAGUAGGACUACAACAAAAAACAUAAAUAUAAUUAUAAAUUUAAUUCACCGAAUAUAUGUAUAUCGAACUAUACUUAAAAAUGGAUGAAAAUAAUAAGAACGGGCACAAGUCCGUAACGAAAACAAAGAUCAGAAGAACUGAAAGAAAGUGAAUGGAAGUAAAAAAUAAAAAUCCGAUUAGGAAAAAGACAUUGCAGCUAUGUAAAAUUGUGAAUUUGAUUAUACCGUAUGUAGUCAAGGUAUCAAAUCUUUUUAUUAAUUUUUUUUCUAUAUAAAUUCUAUUACGUGCAUCACUCACAAACAAUAUAUCAGUAACUGUAAUGUCUGAUUCCAAUAUGAUUAGCUCUAUUGAUUUAUCAUCACUUAUAGAGUAGAUGUAUUGUUCCUGGGUUUGGGUAAGAGUACAAAGUUUAGGCUCAAUUGCAGAUCCGGAAGUUUAUCAAAAUAGAUAUGCAAGAUUAGACACAGAGAGGUCACUCACUGGUCAGCGGAGGUCACUGGGGACCUAAUGAUCAUGAAGGGUUGCAUUGUCAUCAGGGAUGGGUAGUUGUACAAAGCUUCAGUUCAGUUGGACAUCAGGAAGUGGGUCAAAUUCGAGCUUUGACCUUCAGAGGUCACUCAAGGGUCAGUGGAGGCCACUGCUGACCUCCUGACCAUGAAGGGUUGUAUUGUUACAGGGAUUAAGUAACCAUGUAAAGUUUCAAGGCCCUCCGAGGAAGGGAAAAGGGUGAAAAUUGAGUAACAGUAUUUGAACCAGACAUACAAACAGAAAAAAUUGCAAAAAAAUAGCUAAUAAAAAUAAAUUUAGACCUUUUUGUUACUUUAAGCACAUCCUGUCUGGUCAUACCUUUAAUUCAAGUGGUAGCUGCUUCUAAAAUUAGCUCAGGAUAGAAUCUAAGUUGGAAAAAAUAGAUUUCCACCAUUCUUUCCUUAUAUUUAGAAAUUUUAAUUUCUAUUAUUCAUGGUUAAAGCUCCACCUUGCAAUUAUGAACAUUUUUAUUUAAUUAUGGCUAAUUUUUUCUAAGGUUGAUGCCAUGAAAAUAGGUGUAAAAGAUUUCAAGAAAGCUUAUAAGCAUGUGAACAUUGACCAUAUAGAGGUAAGUGGGAAAGUCACCCAUUAGAAUUGUAAUGUCUUUAUUACUUUCUCUUUAUGUUUUCAGAAUGUAAGAAACUUAGGACCAUUAUAUACUCAGUUUACUUUUGAUAGGAAAAGACAAAAGUUUUAUUGCAAUAAAAAAACAUCUUCCUGUUUUAAUUAUAAAAAUGUUCAAUAAAUUUCAUUAUAAUAUUUAUAAUGUUCCGGCAAAACUUGAAAAUUUGAAUAUUUUUAUUUGCAUUUACUCAAAAAGACUUUGAAUUAGUUCACAAAUUUUUUUCCUUCUUAUUUGAUUAUUAAGAAUUAUUACAAUUCUUUAAUUUUUGCAGAACAUGCAAGAUGAUUUAGAAGACUUAAUGGAACAGACAAAUGAAAUUCAAGAAGUGAUGGGGCGGAGCUAUGGCAUGCCCGAGCUGGAUGAUGAUGAGCUUGAAGCUGAGCUAGACGCGCUGGGUGAUGAGCUAGGGCUGGAUGAGGAUGCCUCGUACCUUGAUGAUGCUGUGGCUGCGCCGUCCGCGCCAACCAGUGAGCCAGGGGGAGAGAGCAGCAGGGUUAGUACAGAUAUUCAGUUCUAUUAUUUUCAAUAUCCAGAAUUUGCUCUCUGAUUGUUAAUUGUUUUUUAUUUCAUAUUACUCAAGCUUAUUAAUGAGGCAUUUAAAAAUAAAAAGGAUUAAUAGGUUUAAAGUUACAUAUUAAUUGUAUAAUUUAAAAAAAGUUUAGAAUAUCUUUAAAUGUCACCACAUUAAUCCUUUAAAAUUAAAAAGAUCCAAAUGUUUAAAUGUUACCAUUAUACUUGUAUGCUUAUUAUGUAGUGAGAAACACAAAAGAGAGAUAUUUAGAAACUUUAAAACUCUUUGUGUGCUAGAAUUAAUAUUUUUUGUUGACACAAUCUAUUAGACUAGUAGCAUUUUUUGUUAAAUGGACAUUAAAAAAACAAACAUUAUUUAACCUGUAAUUUAUUAUUAAUGAAAAUAACAUCCUUAGUAUUUUGUGGUUUUGGAAUAAUUUUUAUUAAAAAUAUAAAUCGAUGACGAGAUCAACUUUAUGAAGACUAUUUUACAACAUAAUAAUUCAUGUUAAAUAUUAAAUUCCAGGGUGAUGUCCCAGUCGACGAAUUUGGUCUACCGCAGAUUCCACAAGGUGCCAAAUAAUCAAUCGUCAGCGUCACUUAUUCGUCACAAGCAUUUCCUCUUUUUCAUUAUCAUCUCACGUUAUUGUCCCUUAUUAUGAAUGAAGCUGAAGUUGUUGUUUUUUUUCUUUCCAUUUUAUAUAUCUCAUGAAAAUCAUCAUGUAUCGCUGUAAUUAAUCGUUGUUGAUUCAGGACCUAUUGUUUUGGUUUGCAACUUGUUAAGGUUAGUGUGUGUGUGCGUGUGUGACAUGCAAAUGGAAGAAAAAGACUGAAAGAUUAAGUUAGAGGCAGACCUAAAUGUUGUAUGUGUAUUGCUAGAGUUUUAUUUUUAAAAGAAAUUUCUUUGAACAUCAAUUUCUAGGAAAAAUACAUCUUCAACUUUUUACUUAUUUUUAAUUUAAAAAACUUACCUAAAACUAACUUUUGUUUAACACUGGAACAACUGACAAGGUUUAUGUGGCAAAAAUGAUUCAAUUAUCUGGAAUGUUUAGAUCAAAAUUCUGUGAUAGCUGUGCACAUCUUACUUGAAUCAGCUGGGAGUUGGUAGACAACUAAUCUCAUGUUGAGCUCAGUUCUAAAAGUGUGGACAAAUUUACUAGCAUUCAGAUUAGAUUUUGAUCAUUAUGAUGUCAUAAGUAAACAGAUCAAAUAAAUGAUCUAAUUUUCUUGCUGCAAUAUCUCAUUCUUUACUAAAAGGAAACAAUAUGUAAAAUUUUGAUUAUUUUUUAAUUUGGCUAUUUAUUCUAUUUAUAAAUUUGUAAAAAUAAAUUUAAACAAAUUUCUGCAGAUAAAUAUUUCCUGUUUUUUUUCUCUUUAAAUUCUCAACAAUAUUUAGCAUUACUGUAAACAUUAAGUUUUACAUCUUGUGAUUCUCAGAAUAAUAAGUUAACUCUGCUUUUGCAGAGUGAUUUCAAAGGAAUAACAAUUGUUUUUCAUAGCGUUUUAGAUCAAGUUAUUAUGGUACAAACUAACAAGCUGGCAUGUCUGAUAAUGUAAAAGUACAUUUCAAAAUUAUUUAUUUCUCCAUGUAUUUGACAAGUUAGUCCUUUCAAUGAAAAUAUGAUAAUUUUUACAUUCUCGCAAAAAUUGUUUUGUUAGAAAAAAGCUUUAAAAUGUAAAAAAACAACAAAUUUAUUCCAUCAUAUUGGCUGUGAACUAGUCAAAUUUUUUUGUGUGUUUUAAAUAAAUUCCUUUGGUGUUUUCAAAUUUGCCUUGAAAGCUCCUAAAGAUAAUUGAAGAGGCCCACCGUAAUAAACUUUUUAAGCGGUCCUAAAUUUUGGGAAAAAAUUCAAAAAAAGAAAAUCUUUAAAUAUUAUGUGCUUCCUGACUAUUAGCAUACAGAUAUGUAUAGACAACCUCAAAGGUGUUUAAUAUGUCGUGACAUUGACCAAUCCUCAAAUGCCUUAGUUCAUAAUUGUUGAGUACAGUUCUCUCCCCUCAGAAAGUCAUCUCUAUCUGGGCAUCUGUAUUGUUAUAGCAAUUCCUCCAUUCACAAAGUCAUCUUUAUCUGUGUUUGUGAAAUUAGAUUACAAAAAGUUGUCUUUAAUUAAUAAAAUUUAUGUCACACUC